CGUUAUAUCCAGAAUGAUGUUGCGAUGCUUAAGUGUGUCUGUAUACCUGUUGGUACCUCUGGUUUUAACGUCCUUCGUAGUAGGGCAUCCACUCUGCCAGGAUUUCACAGCGCCGGCAAUUGCAAACCCCUCGCUUCAAUGGUGUGACGAGCCAGAGUACCGAUUCAAUGAGUCAUGUUGUACCGUAGAGUCCGAGAAUGUACUGCGGGUCGCGCACGAAGCGGCCGCAUUGACAAUAGUAAACCCUGAGUGCCAAUCCUACCUGAAGCAAAUACUAUGCUCAUCCUGUGACCAGUACUCCGCCCAUCUCUUUGGCACUGAGACGUUUGAGGAUCGAAAGGUCCCUAUGCUGUGCGAGGCGUACUGUAGUAUGGUUUAUGAAGCCUGCAAGAAUGAAAGCAUCGUCAGCUUAAGAUCCCUUGUGGGGUCAAAUUACACAGGAAAUGGAACUACUCUGGCGGAAGCAUACCCUACUGGGAAUGAUUUCUGUGGGGUGGCUGCAGCCGACGUAUCCUCGUACUGCUAUUCGGGCAUGUCAGUGGUUGAUGCCUUCGCCACGGCGCCGGUUGACAACUCAACGCAAACGAACGCCGAGGAUAACCUUGCGAUCUGCGUGGAACAGCUGAUUGGACAGCAACCGAGUGAUGUUCCGAGUCCGUUGAAGAUCGUUGCCUACCCUGGGAACGCAAACAAAUUCCUGGUGGUGCAUCAAACUGUUUCGUCUGUGUUACACAACAUGGGUACCAGAUUGGCAGAACAGCAUUCCAACGAGUUCGGCCCAUCCGAACAUCCAGCCUCAGUGAUGAAAGGCUCGAACCGCACUUGUGCGUAUUUCAUAGUGUACGUACACUACUCCUGCAAUCCACUCAUCCACGCCGAUUGCCAACGCACCUGUGCCGAUGGCUGUGAGUUCCCAUCCGGCUGCGACGAUGAGCCCCUGCUACCGAGCAGGCCCUGUCAGAUGGACCAUGUGGGGCUCAUCCAGUCUCUGGUUGUCUCGCCGAUGAGCUACGCAGUCCUAUCUAUCACGAAUGUGCUACGAGUACAACAGCCAUACGGCAACCACAAUGGUGGCGAAAUUCUGUUUGGCCCUGAGGAUGGAUAUCUUUACAUCUUCCUCGGCGAUGGAGGGGCUGGAAACGAUCCCAAACAAUACAGCCAGGACAUGACCAAACUUCUCGGGAAGGCGCUUCGCGUAGACGUAUCAGAGCCAUGGCCAGGGGCCCCUUACAGAGUACCUCUGGACAACCCGUUCGUCAACGUACGGGGAGCGCGCCCAGAAAUAUGGGCCAAUGGACUGCGUAAUCCCUGGAGAUGUGAUUUCGACCCGCGACGACCGACCUAUUUACUAUGCGGUGAUGUAGGCCAGAACAGAGCGGAAGAAGUGAGUCUGAUCCAAAAAGGCGGCAACUACGGGUGGCCCAGGUAUGAGGGUGACUUCCUUCACCAGCCAGAUGCGGUAGUGGAUGGGGCAACCCCUAUUCCGCCAGUCUUGGCGUACGCGCAUACACUCAAUCCUACUCCACAACACUCCAUUACAGGAGGGGUCUUCGUUCCUAAUACAACGGCUGCGGUUGUCUUCCCCAAUGACCAAGUGGACUAUUUCUUCGGAGAUCUGUAUGGCAUUAUGUUUGCGGCGAAAGAAACACCUUACAGUAGCGGUAUCUUCAGUAAUUCCACAGUCAAAACAGUACAGUGCACGGAUACCGGGCCGACGACAAAUUCGCGGCCGUGCACGGUGGCUGAGAACUCCUUGGGGUCGGUCAUCUUCUCCUUCGGUGUGGAUGGGAGUGACAACGUACUCAUCCUCACGCAAAGCACCAUAUUCGCGCUUGUGAGCCCGGACCACUGUGCCACGAGGUAG
Molecule: messenger RNA, 1864 nt
Organism: Sphaeroforma arctica JP610
Lineage: Eukaryota; Ichthyosporea; Ichthyophonida
Exons: 16
Source: RefSeq, a predicted model, not a curated record